AUGUCCACCAAUUCAUCAUCAGCACUCACAACAAAUCAGUACAAAGGUCCCAAUGCGGAGGUCGCAAAACUUUUUCUGGCCUCCCGCCCGAAUCUAGAGUAUCUUGAAUACCUUUUAACCAAUUUUAUCACGUCACGAAGUAAAACCGAACAAAGAUAUACGUUGAACUCGGGACUUUCCCUGUUUUUCAUGUUUCAGCAAAUCGCAUACCUGAAACUAUCAUCGAACGAGACAGGAAGGAAGGAAAAAAUCGAAUGGGUUAGGAUAUUCGUGAAGGUGUUCUCAACGCAGGGUUUCCUCGGAUUCGUUGGAUUAAGGGAACUUAUUGCUGAGGUUGAAGGUGCUUUUCUUCAGAGUUUAGAUUCGACUUCCAAACUUUUAGGAUGGGAUCGAAUGGGUAAAAAUAUCGUGCAGGAUGAAGAUGUAUUAGAAAGUCCAAGGUUGUUUCAUGAUGGAAAAUUCGUAAACCUGAUUACACGGGAUAUUCAGAAUGACCCUGGUCUGAGGUGGAAGACAGAUUCACAAUCCUAUAAAGAAUUGCAAGCGAAAAAUGGCGAUCUGCUUUUCCGGGAGUUACCAAAGGUCGCUCGGGGAAUCAGCAGCUUGGCUCUGGUUUCCGAUAAAAAUACCACACUAAACCUUUUCACCUUGAUUCAUUCCUUUUCUGGGAAAUUAUUUGCCGCAUGGGAAGAAUGCCCACUGAGCUUGAUCGAAAAAGAGGAAUCCUUAGACGACAAGACGAGGGCAGCAACUCCUUUGUUAUGGGCAACCUUUAAACCACUCAUCUUCUUUGUCACUUUAAUUUUCAAGUCUAUUGUGGAUCAAUCGUUAUUUCGUCCGGAAAUAUGCGAACAAGAAGUGUUCUUUUCGGUUCUGGACAGAUCGUUGGACGAUGAAUUGGAAUCGAAACUGUUGGUCAACACAUGUCGACCUCCUGAAGGUAGCACGCCGACAAAAAGAAGUCGGAUUACUUAUUACUUACUUAUUAUAGAACAAUUGAUGCGAGCGUUGGAUGAUGAUACGCUAGAGAAUUAUGUAUUACCUUUCAUACAUCCGUAUACUAUCGACAACACGGAUUCUCAACUAUUCGAAUCUGCGCAUUCUGUAAUCCUUUCCAUAUUUUCCAACCUCAAACGUGUGUCCAAUGAAUUGGCUCCGUACUAUUGCUCAAUGUUGCUCGAGGGGUAUCCGACACUCUUCACAAUAACACAACUUCGAGCUGCAUACACUACGGUCAUCAAAUCCUUGUCGGAUAUAGACGAUGCAUCGGUCUGGUCGUGCUUGGAAAAGCUGAUUGGAAAAAUAGAGGUCUCUCAGAAUAGUGAUUCUUCUACCAGCUCAAGUUUACUCGAAAAUAAUCACAAGGAUGAAACGAUGUCAUCCGAGUCGUCUGAUGGUAAACAAGGUAAUUUAACAAGUGGUGAGAAGGACGAUUCAAAAGAUGCCACCAAAAAAGGUGAUGAUGCCUGGACUGAUGGUGAUCCCAAUGACGAGUACAAAAAUAUCAUUGAGGCUGCGUUAUACCUCCGUAGGGGUUAUUUACUGCUGACGCUUAUCGACCAGGUGCAAAAUGUUAACCUCAUAUUUCUAGAAAAAUUAUUAAAAAAGAUAAAGGAAUUCUUGCAAGCCGAACCCGAUGGCGUCGGAAAAUUGGCAUUAAAAAAGGUAUUGUUCGACGCACUAAGCACGGGCUUGGAUUAUACCAAGAGGGACGUGGGUGUCAGAUGGUGGUUGUCAGAAUGCGAUUUAUUAUAA
Molecule: messenger RNA, 1755 nt
Organism: Acaulospora colombiana
Lineage: Eukaryota; Fungi; Glomeromycota; Glomeromycetes; Diversisporales; Acaulosporaceae
Source: the annotation of a GenBank genome assembly